UUGGGCAAUGAAAUUUCUACCCUUGAAGUUCAGAGAGAAGCAGACAGACUGGUUUGGGCAGCGUGGAAAGAACUGGCAUGUCACUGUCUGCAUUUACCGAGAUGCACAGGAUACAAUCUGUCACAGAACCUUUACCCAUGUUUUUGAUGGAGGCAAGCAAGACUGGUUUAGUGUCAUCUCCAUAAUUGAAAAUGUGUUCAACACCAUAAAAGAUCAACUCCCACAACUCACUGAAGUGUUCCUACGUUCUGACAAUGCUGCUUGCUACCACUGUGGGCACAUGUGGCUUUGUCUUCCAGAGGUUAGCAAACGCACUGGUCUGAACGUGAAAACAUACUGCUAUUCGGAACCCCAGGCUGGUAAGUCAUACUGUGAUUCAAAAAAUGCCCACAUGAAGAGAAAGAUGAGGACAUGGGUUACCGAAGGCAAUGACAUUGUUACAGCAACAGACAUGAAGUCAGCAAUUGAUGCAACAACAGGUGUUACAGGAUGUCAAGUUGCUGUAGUAACAAUGGACACUGACAAACAAAUUGUCAAGUCUCACAGACUGAAACAAAUAAAUUGUUUCAAUGAAGUAGUAUUCCAAGACAAUGGAAUACUUCUGAGAAAAGCCUAUGCCAUUGGAGAUGGAAAAUUCAUUUCAAAUGAUGAAUUGCUAAAAGCUGGGAAUGGACUCCAAAUGUCUCAACAAUCAGGAUGCAAGACACUUGAGGGUUUUACUUUACCCACAGUAUGUGAAGGUAAAAUCAGUCGUCCACAACCUACACAAACAGAUCUUGAUACAGUGUACUGUUGUCCAGAGCCGGGUUGUACCAACACCUUUCCCUGUUAUAGGGAUGCAGAAGAUCACCUUGCUCUUGGCACCCACAACUGUCAACUUGUGAAGGAGUCAACGUAUGACAACAUAAAGCGACAGUGGGCCCGUCUCUGCAAUGAAGUUGUCAUUACCUACAAGGUCCGCACAACCACAGGUAGUUGCACAUCACAAGCAGAUGGAUCAAGGCAAAUGGGGUGGGCCUUGAGAAGUGCACGCAAGGGUGUUAGGUUUAACACUAAGGUGAAGGACUUUCUUCAAGCCAAGUUCAUGGAAGGUGAAAGAAACAAAAAGAGUGAUCCUUUGGAGGUGUCAUACAUCAUGAAAACAUUAAGAGAUGAUGAAGGGAACAAGAUGUUCAGCCAUUCCGAGUGGUUAAGACCCAAUCAAAUAACGUCAUUCUUUUCAAGACUUUCGAACAAGAAAAUCAAAAGGAAAACUGAAGCAAUAGAUGAUGAGGAUUUGUUUGUUGUACUGGAUGCCAUUGACAAUGAUGUUUUGCUGAAUGAAUUGUCAGAAAGUUAACCAGAUAACUGUCAGGGCUAUUGAAUGUGAUCAAAUCUUAUAUGUUACACAGCACAUCUUUCCGUGGUAAGGGAGCCUCAGAGUAAGUCUAACAACUCCAUGUCAACCCUCGCUUUCACAAGUAUGACAUUACAGAGUUGAGUGUAGCAGCACUUCUCACGAGUAUUAGCUGCCUCAAGCUAUCUACCUUAUUCGAUUCAAAUAUUUAUUUCAUUACUUGGCUUUGACAAUAUAUAUUUCUUUAAGUCAUUUCACAAAAUGAGGUGACAAAGUCCUGUUGUUAAAGAACUAUUACUGGGUGACAAAUGUGCAAAUACAGCGGAGGAUAUUUGUGAA
Molecule: messenger RNA, 1675 nt
Organism: Haliotis rubra (blacklip abalone)
Lineage: Eukaryota; Metazoa; Mollusca; Gastropoda; Lepetellida; Haliotidae
Exons: 4
Coding region: 8-1339 (443 amino acids)
Source: RefSeq, a predicted model, not a curated record